UAGAGCCAAAACACAAGUCAAACGCAAACUAUGUUUCAAUUGAAUGACCGAAAUAUACAACAAUUAACUCAUUGUCGCCACAAUUAUCACUGAAUUGAGUCCAAAGCUGACCCCAGUAUUAUAUUUGCAAUACAUUUGAAUGCCAUACGAGUGAGACAUACCACACGUGGUGGACCCAAAUGGUAAACAAAGACUGAGUGGCGAUGUCUGGAGCGCAUCCAAACUCCGGACCCAAUGGGAUGUACUCUUCGCGCGGAAUCGGUCGUCAGGCCGUCGGAGGGAGACAUUCAGACCCCGACCGCAAUCGGGGUCAGUAUCAGAGCUCUCCAGACAUUAACUAUAGACCCGAAGCCUCCGAUUACAACAGAAAUGCUAACAUUGGAAACGAUCGAGACUUUGAUCGCAGAGGAGGGGGUCCUCAGCCACCCAACGGUCCGCCCAUUGAUCGCGAGUUAGACCGAAGAGGCGCUCCCUCUCAGAGUCAUCGGGACUUUGAUCGCAGACACGACUCAUACAGAGAUAGAGAUCGCGAUUACGACCGAAGAGGAGGCGGUCCGUACAGAGACCCUGAUUACGAUCGAAGACAUAUCCCUCCAAACGAUCGCGACUUUGAUCGCAGACCUCCUCCUCAAAGCGAUUAUCCUCCGGGAGGACCGCGUGGAGGAGGGGGUCCUCCGCCUCCUAUCCCACCGAUUGAUCCAGAAUUAGAGCGAAGACCUCCGCCCCCAAGUCAUACCAAUUAUCACAUAAAGCCUAACAUUUCUAGCGAUUAUGACAGAAGAGCUGAGUUCACAGGUGGAGGCGGACCUGCGGGUGGCGGUGGCGGUGGCGGUGCACCUCUCCCUCCAAGUGAUCGCAAAGAUUACUAUAGAGACACUCUCGAAGACAACUACAAAGCGUCGCCCACAGAUGGAUAUACACCUCCGCCACCAGCUCUGCCUCCGUCCCGCCAUUAUAGCCCACCGCCAGCGUCGGCGCCGCCCCCACAACCGCCUCCAAGUUAUUCUAGACCCCCACUGACUGGUGGAGGGGGUCCACCACCACCUCAAAGGCCUCCGGCGCAGAGUUCGGUCGCAAACUUCGCUCCUUAUGGUGUGGACGAAGACGGAGAGCCCUUGACUAAGGAGGAGAUGAAGGAAAGACAAUAUCAGGAGAGUUUGAAAAAUCUGUUCCACGGCGUCAACUCCAUCGACGAUCUCAUCACUAUCAAAGAGCAGUACAACGCGAAGGAGUCCUCUUUGAAGAGUAUUCUGGAGAAGACUGCUGUAAGAGAGGGCGAUAUCCAGAGAAAUAGGAACCGAAAUCGAGCCAAUUGUAAGGAUCCGGAACUUCUGGAGAUGAAGAAACUGUCGGAAGACGUGAAACAGAGACUCGAAGAAGUUUGCAAAUUUAAAGUGGAAAUCGACAAAAGGAUUCGCGCCUACAAUAAGGCUAUAAAGGAGGCGAUGGCUAACGACGAGCCAGACGUGAAAGAAGGCAACAGUAAAGUGGGUGAAAGUGUUGAUAAGCCGAGCAAUUAUGAGGCACAGCUCCUCCAGAACUCAUUGAUCACAACUACUGUUGAAGACGAGGAGAGCGAAGAAGACGAGUUCGAGUACGAGAACUCCACCCGAGAGUACUUCGACGCCGGCUCUCAUUGGUGUAGAGAUUGUGAUAAAAUGGUGCCUAAAAUAUGGCCUUAUUUUGAGCACUUGCACUCUCAGAAGCACUGGGAGUCGGCUACCAAUGAACUAAAGCCGUGGAGGAAAGUGAAGAGACCUAACAUUUCGAAAAUCUGUAAGCCUUCAGACCCGAUGGGCCCCAAGAAGUCAAUUGCUCCGAAGAUUAGGACUCCGUUGAAAGGCGCUCAGUUUCUCAUCCCAUUGAAGGGCUUUUAUUGUCCUCUUUGUAGUCAAUACUUAGCCGAUGAUCUCAUGGCUGAGGAGCAUCUGAAGUCAGCCAAACAUAAUCGGAUUUAUAAUCGGUUCAUAUGUCUGAACGUGGAUUACGAGCAUAAGUGGAAUGCAGACAAAGGGAAGGCUCUGAACCGACAUCAGGUGGCAGAGAGGAAGCGCGUCAAAGACGAGGAACAGNAACAGCACACGGAUCCCGACUAUUCGUGCGCUUAUGUCAUCUUAAAGACCGCGAGAAAUGAUUUGGAGGGACACGGCUUGACAUUCACCAUAGGAAAGGGAACAAACGUUGUGGUGACUGCUGUGCGUGAGCUAGAACAUCUAGUUGUGGGUAAAAGGUUGGGCGAUAUAUACAGCAAUUUCGGUGAAUUCUGGAAAUCUCUUGCCUGUCACNAUAUAUACAGCAAUUUCGGUGAAUUCUGGAAAUCUCUUGCCUGUCACUCACAAAUCCGUUGGAUUGGUCCCGAAUGCGGUGCCCUUCAUAUGGGUACCGGAGCUCUUGUUAACGCUCUGUGGGAUCUGUGGGCUAAGAUUGAGGGCAAACCCCUUUGGAAACUUCUGUCUGACUUAGAGCCCGAGCAAUUGGUUUCUUGUAUUGACUUUCGUUAUAUAACUGAUGUCUUAACCAAAGAGGAUGCCAUCAAUAUCUUGAAACGGAACAAACAAUAUAAACAGCAAAGAGAAGCAGAACUUUUGGAAAAAGGAUUCCCGGCUUACACUACAGCGUCAGUUGAUUUCGGUUUUCAUUUAGUAUUUUAGCAGUUCUUCUAUAAGACA
Molecule: messenger RNA, 2669 nt
Organism: Oppiella nova
Lineage: Eukaryota; Metazoa; Arthropoda; Arachnida; Sarcoptiformes; Oppiidae
Source: the annotation of a GenBank genome assembly